Molecule: messenger RNA, 2693 nt
Organism: Platichthys flesus (European flounder)
Lineage: Eukaryota; Metazoa; Chordata; Actinopteri; Pleuronectiformes; Pleuronectidae
Exons: 4
Coding region: 318-1016 (232 amino acids)
Biological process (GO): spermatogenesis
Cellular component (GO): nucleus; cytosol
Source: RefSeq, a predicted model, not a curated record
CGGAGGUCCAGGUGGUCGAGUCUGCGUAAAAACGCACCAAACAUUCACCGAACUCCUGUGGAGCCAGCAGCGAGCGUCUCUCAAAAAGAAAAGAGAAGCUGCUGGAGCCUCGAUGGAGGAAUAAUCUGUGUAUCCAGAGGAAGAACCUGCGGGAUUUGCUGCUGGAGAAACAAUCAAAUAGCGAGCGGAGCGCUGCGAAGAGGAACGAGACAUACCGGGACCGAAGUGCUCCACAGGCUGAACUCUACACUUUGUUUUUGACAAAUCAAUUUAUUUUCCUAAGAACAAGACGGCGUGUUGCGGCGACCCGUGGAGAUAUGUUCAAGAAAAGCAAGAGUAAAGUGCUGGUGGAUUAUGCGUCAGAGGAAGAGGACAUGUCCUGGCACUAUCAUCACUCCUACAAGGACAAAGAUAUCACAGGAGAGGAAGAGGAGGAGGAAGCUGUCAUUGAUGUGUCCAAGGAGGACAAGGUGAAGAAGAACAUGUCCAAGAAGGAGAGGAGGGAGAAGAAGAUGUUCUCCUCUAAAGAUGACGAGCACUUCUUGUUGACGGGAGUGAAACUGGCUGACCGCAGAGGGUCUCACAAGAAAAUCAAAGACGAUGAGAAGGAUAAAGAAAAGAAGGACAAGCCGGAGAAGGGCCACUGUUUCUGGGAGAGCGUCACCAUGACCAUGAGGCAGAUCUCGCCCGCCAAGAAGCUGGAGAAGAUGGAGGGCUGGGAGCCGCCUCAGCUGGAGGACUUAAACGAGACCACCACUGACGACACCCCGGAGGACAAGAGCCCGGAAGGGGACUCGCCGUCGCCUCAACCCGAGGCUCCAGGCCUUCCGUUGGACCUGGCCUCCUGGGGGGGGCAGGGCCUGGAAGAGGACUCUUCCCGCUACGCUAACCUGUCGGACUCCAGGGAUUCGACAGCGGCUGUCACGUGGACGUCUCGUGCCAAGGUCAAGCUGGCCGGCAUCAGCAGGAUGAGCAGAGGGAUUGUGUCGGACGUCGCGUGGGAGGGGUUUAAAUAGUAGCCCUUUAAACCUAUGAUACCCCCUCUGUCCUUCAACACCGGCGUGAUGAGGAUGAAGACCUGAACCAAAUAUCUGCUCGUCUUCGGAAUGUCUUUAAAUUGAACAGGUGCUAACUGAUAUUGAGCUGAUGUCCUGUAGUAAAGACCUGCGAAUGAAACAUGAAGAUUGACUUUGGUAUUUUAGCUUUAAAGUCAAUGAAGAGCUGGUGUUAGUUUGAUCAAUGGGCUCUUUUUUCUUGCGAAAGUUUUGAAUCACUGGUAUAAAUUGUAUAGUAAUAACAAAUGAACGCCUUAAAAUGCCUGACCUGUAGAUAUGUGAUUUAAAAAGUGAUUUUCAUGUAAUUUUUUGUGGCUGUUUUUUGUUUUAGUAUUAGAGAACUGAUGAAGAAUAUGCAAACCUACUCCAGAUUUUAUAAAGUUAGAAUGGUUCUGUUCUUUCAUGUCUAUGCUGUUACAGAAUGUGAGGUUGAAGCCUUAACUUAUGCAUCAAUACUGAGCUGUGCAAUCUGGCAUACCGGUGUGUGUAACUGUUGCUGUGUGUGUGGUUGUGUGUGAGAGGCAGAGUUAGAGGUAAAGGAAGAUAAAGACAGAAGCCAGAUUCAGACAUGAGCUCCAUUAAAUGUCCAGAAAAAUUGGUUCUGGACAUUUUACGGAGUUUGAUUUUUAUAUAUAUAGAACACAGCUGGAGAUUGUCCGAGUCAGACAAGUUCACAACAACAGGGAACUGCUGCGGAAAUCACAUUUUUUUGUUUCCAGCGCAUCGCCACUGGCGUCGGCUCUUGAAUCUCAUCGUGUUUCCAAGUUGACAUUUUUUUUACCUGGAGGCAAAAGUUCUGGAAAUAUUAUCCAGAGCGACCGACUGGGACAUUAGUGUUCUGUCACAACGCCCCUCUGGGAAGAUGGCAGGAAAAUGUGUCAGUGCAUGUCUGAAAACAGCUACAGACACUUUGUCACAGUCGUUUUAGUGAAUAACAAGUGACGCUGCUGUUGUUGAAAUGCUGCGUUCAAAUCACGUCAUUUAUGAUAAAUAUGAAUUUCUUGUCACUCACCGAAAAAACAAAAUAAAUAUACAGUGCCUCGCAUCAUUGAAAUAAACUUUUUUAUAGUUACUUUGUCAAUGCAUAGUAUUUUGAUAAUCAAUUGAUUUAUCAUAUUAGUAACAGAAUAAAAUCAAAGCAACCUACACUGUGUCAUAGAUUGAGACAUGUUUGAAUGAUGAAGCUGAAUAUUUUUUUCAUGAUGUCAGUCAGAUGACCUCAUGUGUUUUUGCUGUAAAUUGAAACCAGAUCUUCCUCUGAGCAGGAACCUGUUGAGCUCAUCACAAAACGCGCACAGAUGCAGGUGAGGCAGCCCACUUUGGUUCCGUGCUGCAUCGCUUUGACCAGCAGGGGGGGCUGCAGUUAGUGUGUAUUAUAGACAGGCUGGUUCACUCUUAAAUAAUCUGUAUAUUGUGUAGGACUGAGACAAUGAGGAGUGAUUUCCUUUUUGCUAUAGUAAUGUUUCUUUUAACUGAAUAAGAAACUUUAAUUGAAAUCAUCUUUUGCUGUUUACUGAAUUUGUUUGAUUCUGCUUCAACACAGCUGUAGGUCCACCUCACUGGAUUCCUGUAUCCUUCAUUUAUUCACCUACAGGCUGGGUUAUAUUUUCUCAGAGCAGAAUAAAGCUGCAUUCUCAC